Messenger RNA from Rubroshorea leprosula, 950 nucleotides. The record is from the annotation of a GenBank genome assembly. Lineage: Eukaryota; Viridiplantae; Streptophyta; Magnoliopsida; Malvales; Dipterocarpaceae.
CCCCAGCUCCUAUUUAGACUGAAAUUGAUUUACUCUUUUUUCAGCCAAAUGGGAUUUUCAAUACUCUUUUUGUUCUUACUUUCAUCUGCUUUUCACAUAAAUCUCUCUUCCUCCGAAGUUGCUGAUGAUUUUCGUAAGAGUUGUGAUACCAGCAACGGCAACUUCACCGCUAACAGUACCUACGAGGCCAACCUCAAUCGUCUCUUCUCCCAACUCUCCUCCGACCAGGAUUUCAACCAUGGGUUCUAUAAUAUGUCCGUUGGCCAAAGUCCUGAUCAGGUCAAUGCAAUUGCACUCUGCAGGGGAGACCAACAGGAGGACGUCUGCAGAAGUUGCCUGAACGACACUAUCUACGCGCUCCAACAACAUUGUCCCUACAACAAAGAAGCAAUCGGAUGGUCAGAAUUAUGUACUCUACGCUACUCAACACGAAAAAUUUCCGGAGUUCUGGAAACCGAUCCUUUCACUGGAAUGUGGGGAAUUGGUAACCGUUCUGCGCCGCGUGAUGAUAAUGAUUUCGACAGGGCCUUGAGUUUCUUGUUGAAAAAUUUAAGCGUCGAAGCGGCUGCCAGAGGUCCUCUUUCCAAGUUUGCAGCAGGUUUAACAGCUUCUUCCCAAAUUAUUUAUGCCAUGGUGCAGUGUACACCGGAUCUGUCCCAGCAAAGUUGCAGUGCUUGUCUGGCGAAGGCCAGUGGCGACAGGAUGAAGAGCUACUGCUAUGGAAGAACUGCGUGCAGAGUUUUGCAACCCAGCUGUUUCUUAAGAUACGAGAAUAAUUUAUUUUUGGACGACUACACAGCUAAUAUCACAAUGGUGCCGUUUUCACCUCCUGCAAAUCUCUUUCGUUGUUCUGUAACCCUGCAAUAUAUUGAUUAAAAGUAGGAUACGGAGGCUUAGAUAACUUUUAUAACGACAUCUUGAUAAAUCAAGAAUAAAGUCAUGCAAAAUGA